AUGUCGACCGAAUCAGACGCUGAAAAGCAACAACCAGGCUUCCCGAUCCCUUGGGAACGAGACCCUAAUAAUCCUCAAAAUUGGAGCCUGUGGAGGAAAGCAUUGAACUUGGGAAUUGUGUCUAUCUUGGGUUUUAUCACUCCUUUGGAAUCAUCCGUCAUCGUCCCAGGCGUUCCUCUCCUGAAAGAAGACUUCCACGAAACUCGACCACCCGUGACAUCUCUCGUCGUAUCAAUCUUUGUUCUAGGCUUCGCGUUCGGUCCUGUACUUCUGUCACCGCUUUCGGAACUUUACGGUCGUCGAUUGCUUCUUAAUAUCUCUAAUGUUGUCACCCUUGGCUUUUCGAUCGGCAGUGCCCUUGCACCGAACAUUGCAACGUUUAUUGUCUUUCGGUUUAUUGCUGGGAGCUUUGGUGCUGGCCCUAUGAAUAUCGGGGGUGGAAGUAUUGCUGAUCAGAUUGAACUGUCGAAAAGAGGUUUUGUGAUGUCGAUAUUCUUCACUGGUUACUUCUUAGGUCCUGUCAUUGGACCUGUAAUAGGUGGCUUCAUUGCGAAGGACCUCGGAUGGAGAUGGGUGUUCUGGAUCAUGGCCAUCUUUAAAGGAUUCAUGACGAUCGCGACAUUUCUCUUCCUCACCGAAUCCCACCACCCCACGAUCCAGCGAAAACGAGCCAAGGGCACAGACGACCCGACUCCUAAUAAAGAAGCACCGAAAGUCGGACAAGUACUGUUUCGAGCGCUAAUGAGGCCGAUGAGAAUGUUGAUCCGUAGUCCUAUCGUCACUGGUCUCUCUCUAUAUCUCGCACUGAUAUAUGGCUACCUAUAUCUUCUUUUUACCACGUUCUCAACGAUCUUUCCUGAGCAGUACGGGUUUAAGAUUGAUGUUCUUGGGCUUGCUUUCCUUGGAGUAGGAGUAGGCUGUAUCAUUGCAUUGGUGGUUCUCUCCUGGCUGAGUGACUGGCUUCAAGACCAUCUUACCAAGAAAGACGGAGAGUCUAAGCCUGAAUAUCGAUUGCUUCCCAUCGUCCUUGGGAUUCCGCUUCUCCCCAUUGGGCUGUUCGUGUAUGGCUGGACAGCAGAGUAUAAGGUCCACUGGAUAGUUCCUAUAAUCUUCACGGGAUUCUCUGGUGCUGGUUUGAUCUUCUCUUUUCUUCCCACUCAGAUAUAUAUGAUCGAUGCCUUCACAACCUAUGCGGCUAGCGCUCUGGCUGCUACAAGUGUCAUACGUAGUAUAGUCGGCGGAUGCCUCCCUAUUGCUGGCCUACCGCUGUAUUCUGCUCUUGGUUAUGGAUGGGGAAACUCACUUCUUGGAUUCAUUGCCAUCGUAGUAUCGAUCGCACCUCUUCUGUUCUGGCGCUAUGGCGAGACUCUGCGCAAGAAGUACGAUGUACAGUUUGAUUAG
Molecule: messenger RNA, 1401 nt
Organism: Fusarium oxysporum Fo47
Lineage: Eukaryota; Fungi; Ascomycota; Sordariomycetes; Hypocreales; Nectriaceae
Product: major facilitator superfamily domain-containing protein
Exons: 7
Coding region: 1-1401 (466 amino acids)
Biological process (GO): transmembrane transport
Cellular component (GO): membrane
Molecular function (GO): transmembrane transporter activity
Source: RefSeq, a predicted model, not a curated record